This is a messenger RNA of Teleopsis dalmanni, 1231 nucleotides long. RefSeq lists its product as uncharacterized. Lineage: Eukaryota; Metazoa; Arthropoda; Insecta; Diptera; Diopsidae. The transcript is spliced from 5 exons. Bases 53 to 1006 code for a protein of 317 amino acids. The record is from RefSeq and is a predicted model, not a curated record.
AAGUUAGGAAAUUUACAUCUUUUUGGUAUAUAUAAUUUUUGUUGCUUGUAUAAUGGAGAAGUCUGGAUUUGAGCUUGAGAAUGAGUCAUCUGAGUCUACUGACUCUGACACUGUGACUCUUUUCAGUGUUGAAUGCAACAUUAAUAAUUUGGGAAGCUAUAAACUCAAUGUACAUUUUGAGGAAUUGUAUAAAUAUUUUGCGGCCCUUGCGAAAGAUGAAAAAGUAUCUCAAAAUUAUGAUGCCAGUAUUAUUUCUAAAUUAUUAGCGAAACAGAUAAGUAUUUUUGGCGAUAUUGCCAAUGCAAUGUUUAAGGACGCGAAACUCCUAAAUGAAAUGAAAAAUUUUACACAUCAGACUGUUGUUUCCAAGAAUGCUGAGGUACCAGUAGAGGUCAAUCGUGCACAAAGUUCAGAGGUUCCAAAUGUAUUAAAUCCUACCGCAGUUGAAGUGGAGUUUGAUACUCCGAAGAUGCAAUCCGUUUCAAACAUUGCACUGGAGAAGGCAGUGCGUUUUUUUCCCAAGGAUGACAAGACUUUGAAAUUUCAGGAUCUUUUAGACCUUAAGAUUGCUGAGCAGAAAAUGAAAAAUAACAAAGGAAACAAUAUUUUAAACUAUAACAUAAUGUAUGAAUACUUCAAAGGACCAGAGCACAUUACAUUCUCAAACAAACCGUUUGAAGAAUUCAAAGAUGUCGCCAAAAAAUAUUGUGGACUAACCCCAAAAAUUUGUGGUUUGGAACCUCAAGCUGAAGAAACUCACUGGAAAAAAUUGCUAACAGAGGAAAGUGAAGUACUUGAGGAUCUUCAAACUAAAGCUUGCAGUUCUUUUCAAUAUGCAGAAAGGACCUUGUCUCAAGUCUCGAGGAAUCUCGAACACACAAGUAAUAGAUUAAAAACUUACCUGUGGGCAGUCGAAGAACGUAGGACUAGGCGCGAAGCAUGGUACAAUAAAUUCUUGGCUGAGCAUUUUCCAAAUGGCAUACCGAAGCCUAAGCCGAAAGAAUAAACUAAAUUUAAAGUACUACAAUUGAAGAAUGAAAGUCCUGUAUGUAGUUUAAUUGAAGAAAGAAGGUCCAGUAUGUAGUUUAAUAUUUGAAAACAAAGUCUUGGCGACUAAAUUUUCUUCCCAUUUAUUAAUCUUAUACAAAAACAAUUAUUUACUUGCAUAUCUAAUCGCAUACUAACUUUUGCAGAAAAUAAAUAUAUUUUUAUAAUAGUGCCGCACAUUGAA